AUGAGAUGCUUGAGAGACUUUAAUUUGGCUCUUUUAGAGAAGCAAUAUUGGCGUUUGUUGGUUAAUGUUGAUUCUUUGGUUAGUAGGCUUUAUGAGGCUAAAUAUUAUGCUACUGGUAAUCAGUUUUCUGCUGUAUUGGGAGACAAUCCUAGUUUCAUUUGGUGUAGCAUUCUUGAAGCAAAAGAUCUUAUCCACGCCUGUGCUCAAAGAACAAUUGCUGAUGGGGAAAAUGUCUCCAUUCUUAAUGAUCCUUGGCUUCCACAUAAUUCAAACAACUAUGUUGUCUCACGACACCCUGCUCUUGUGAAUAAGUCCGUCAGCUGCCUCUUUCAAGUAGGUACCCGCGCGUGGGAUGAGGAUGUUGUGAGGGACCUGUUUGUUGCCCGUGAUCAGGACCUUAUUUUGUCCAUUCAACUUAGUGAUUCGGCCGCUAAUGAUGGUUGGAGUUGGCGACUUGAGACUUGUGGGAAUUGUUCGCUUAAAACUGUUUCGGGUGUGCUUCCAACGUGUUUUCAACUCCAAAAACGUCAUGUUCCUGUCAAUGCUGACUGCCCUUUGUGCAACUCUAGUACUAAAACUAUUCAUCAUGCGUUGGUAGAAUGCUCAUUUGCAAAGGCUGCUUGGCAUCGCAGCAUAGUGGAUAUCGGGGCUGGGGCUGUAACAUUCUGCAGUUGGUAG
Cannabis sativa is the source of this 678-nucleotide messenger RNA. RefSeq lists its product as uncharacterized. The record is from RefSeq and is a predicted model, not a curated record. The transcript is spliced from 3 exons. The coding region runs from base 1 to 678 and encodes 225 amino acids. Lineage: Eukaryota; Viridiplantae; Streptophyta; Magnoliopsida; Rosales; Cannabaceae.